AUGCAGUCCUUGGACAUUCAGCGACAGGUGUUUCCGUAUACGGUGAAGAAGAAUGUGAGCCAGGGAGAUAUGGAGACGGAUGUCAUCUUGACUGUCCUCCAAACUGUCAUAUUCGUCCACAGAACUCCCUGCACUGUGACAAAGAAAACGGACGAUGCUAUGAAGGAUGCAAUACGUAGAAAGAAGGGUAUGGAUGAUGCGGAAGUUGGGCAGAGAUUAAUCUCAGCUACAAAUCUGGAUGACAGUCGCCAAGAAGACAACAUCCUGCAUAAAGCCUGCAGAAAAGGGACCCUCGCUCAAGUCAGACAAAUUUUAUCUCAUGAACUGGUGGACAUAAACAGCAGAGGAAGGUGUGGCUGGACACCAGUCAGGAUAGCAGCUGAGGGGGGACGCCGGGAACUAGUUGACCUUCUUGUGAGACAAGGGUGCGACUUGUCACUGACAGAUGAUGACGGUAACACUGUCCUUCACGUGGCUUCUAUCAAAGGACAUUUGAAGAUAGUGAGAUAUAUUCUGUCAAAGAAAACAGUUGAUGUAAACAUUACAGGACACUGUAACAGGACAGCAGUGAUGGCGGCAGCAAGGUUUGGACAUCGGAAAGUGUUUGACGUACUUGUGAGGAACGGAAGUAAUCUUUCAACUGUUGAUUCAGAUGCAAACAACAUCCUUCACAUCGCCUGUAUUGGAGGACAUGUGAAGAUAGUGAAAUAUAUCCUCACCAAUGUCCAAGUUGACAUUAACAGCAAGGGGUACAACGGGAUGACACCUGUGAUGCUUGCUUCAAACUUUGGGCACCAAAGUGUCUUUCAGCUUCUCAUCAAGAAGAAAUGCGUCUUGCGAAUAAUAAAUGAAAACGGUAUGAAUAUCCUUCAUGUCGCAUGUGCAGGAAACAAUGUUGAAAUUGUUAAGUAUAUCCUCAAAGAAAACAUUGCUUCUAUUAACAGUAGAGACAAUACUGGAAAGACACCAGUCAUGCUUGCAGCAGAGUGUGGACAUACAGACGUUUUUAAGCUGCUUCUAAAUAACCAGUGUGACACACAAGUCUAUGAAGAUGGAAACACCAUCCUUCAUACAAGUUGUGCCCUGGGCCAUGUGGACAUAGUAAAGUGUAUUCUGACACAGGGUCUUAUUCAUAUUGACAGUUGUGGACAAAACCAGAUGACACCUGUAAUGCUUGCAGCAAAGAAUGGACAAAGAAACACAUUUGAUUUACUUGUGAAUAACAAAUGUGACAUGAAAAAAUGUGACACAAACGGAAACACCGUCCUUCACAUGGCCUGUAUGGGAGGAAAUGAGGACAUUGUUCAAGCUGUCCUGUCAAAGAAACUUGUUGACAUCAAUAAUAGAGGACAGUCUCAGAGGACGCCAGCAAUGGUGGCGGCCGCAUGUGGACACAAGGACGUGUUUGACUUAAUCGAAAGGAGUGGAGCCGACCUGACUCUUACUGACUGUAAUGGUUUUGGAGUCCUCCAACUGAUCUGCAUGUACGGACACUUACACCUGGUGGAACAUCUUAAAAAAAAGAUUGCAGUUAGUUAAUUUGGUCAAUUUGAACAGUACAGUGCAUGAAAAGUCUGUUGAGGUGUGGUAUCAGCAUAUAACACAAAGUUGCGACUUGCAUGCUCCAGUGUUCUUUCAAAGAAAUCAUCAUACAGGAAUCAUGAACACGGUGCUUGAUAGUUGUAGUGACCAGUGGUAGUUUGAGCAGUAAUGACCAAAUGAAAACUUAAUGUGCCAACAAUAUAUAUGAUGCGCUGUAGUAUGUUCAACGUGAGCUGUUUUUUUGUUUUUUUCAAGUCACUUACAAAUCUAGACAUAAUACAGUCUCAGUAGUAGUUAAGUCCACUUGUACAACGUACAUUUCCGAUCAUUAAAAAUCCGCAAUUCUGCACAUAAUAAACGCAUUGUUAGAUGGA
This is a messenger RNA of Haliotis rubra (blacklip abalone), 1916 nucleotides long. Its product is annotated as ankyrin repeat domain-containing protein 29-like. The record is from RefSeq and is a predicted model, not a curated record. NCBI's taxonomy places the organism in Eukaryota, Metazoa, Mollusca, Gastropoda, Lepetellida, Haliotidae. Gene Ontology annotation, molecular function: protein binding. Bases 1 to 1539 code for a protein of 512 amino acids. The transcript has 5 exons.